Messenger RNA from Phoenix dactylifera (date palm), 512 nucleotides. Lineage: Eukaryota; Viridiplantae; Streptophyta; Magnoliopsida; Arecales; Arecaceae. The record is from RefSeq and is a predicted model, not a curated record.
GUGAUUGCAGGUGCUUUCGGGAUAGUUUAAUAUCCAGUCAAGAAGACUGCAAUGGCUUUAGGAGAAGCCCUGUUUGAUGAAGAGCUCGGCAAACCUAUAGGGCAGAUUGUUGCCGUAUGCGGCCGCAACCAGAUACUGAGUUCCACAUUGCAGUCAAUUAAGUGGAGGGUCCCUGUGAAGAUUAGAGGAUUUGAGACCCAGAUGGAGAAAUGGAUGGGUGCUUGUGAUUGUAUCAUAACAAAGGCAGGGCCUGGUACAAUUGCUGAGGCAUUGAUCAGGGGACUUCCUAUCAUCCUCAAUGACUUCAUACCUGGACAGGAGGUUGGCAAUAUCCCAUAUGUAGUAGACAAUGGAGCUGGAGCUGGACUCUUGGCGCUUCCGUGAUUGCAGGUGCCUCCGGUUCCGACUUCACAAAUUACAUAUAGAUAGUUUAAUAUGUUUGAUGUGUAAGCAAGGUAAUCAAAAAUACCUUAUUAUAUAUGAUGAGACAGUAAUUGUACAAUAUAUUCUUU